Messenger RNA from Bursaphelenchus okinawaensis, 2107 nucleotides. Lineage: Eukaryota; Metazoa; Nematoda; Chromadorea; Rhabditida; Aphelenchoididae. The record is from the annotation of a GenBank genome assembly.
AUGUCCGAACAUUAUUUGGUGUGCAAACAGAGUGUGCACGUUCAUGUAAGUUCAAAAAGUUUUGAAUUAUUGUUUUUGUUUGGUACGGUAUUUGGGGUUACGGUAAGUAUGAUUGUAUGUAAGUGUAGAGAUAGAACGCAGUAUGUUACGGUAGUGACAAAAAGCUUAUCCUAUAAUUAAUAAUACAAAAACUGUGUAAGGCUAGAGUAAGGCAAGAAUAAGGCAAGCGUAGAGCUAAUGUAGAACAAUUCUAUAUCUAGGGUUGAGCAAGAAGUAAAUCAAUAGCAGAUUUAGCACAGUUCUUAAAUAGAACUAGGUUAGAGCUAAGAUAGUGCGUGGGUAAAUCUAAGGUUGGGUUAGGAAAGGGUAGAAGUAGGACAAGGGUAAAGCAAGAGCAAGCCAUGAGUACUGUUAGAGUGACGCAAGGGUAGAGAUAAAGCAAAGCUAGGAUAAGGCUUGAGUAGUGCUAGUUUAGGACAAGGGUAGAGCAUAAGUAGUGCAAGGGUAUAAGUAGAGUAAAGCAAAGACAAAGCUAGGGUAGAGCAAGGGUAAAGUAGAGUAAAACAAAUAUAGAGCUAAAGUAGAGCACAGGUAGGACAAGUGUAGAAGGUAAAGCGUGGGUAGAACUAGAGUAGAGCAACAGUAUACUUAGCGUAGAACUAAAAUAGAGCUAGAGUAGCGCUAGUGUGUAGGGAAAGGCUAUUUUAGGGCAAAGGUAGAAAUUGACCAGAUUAUGUUACAGAAAAAUAAUUUUGACAAAGAAAGUGCCCGACCUGCCCCGCUCUGAUUGACUUCAAACUUUUUAUACAGAAAGAUCAUGCAAAUAUAAGAUCUUUAGCUAAAUCGCGCUCUUCAGGGAAUCUCGAGAAAAUCGAGAUCAAAAAAUGACAUCUUGAAGUUCCCGCCAACUUGGCAUUGUGUUUCAAGCUUAUAACUUUGUCAUUUUUUGACUUUUAAUUAUUUUUCUUUGAUAUACUAGCAGAAAACCUUUAAAUGAACCUGCAUUUUUAAAUUUGUAAGCGUAUCUUGUCUGGAAAGCCGAAAAAAAUGCUUGAAACACAAUGCCAAUUUUGUCAAAUUGGCGUGAAACCCAAAUAAUUUAAAUUUAAAACCUAAACGCGCGAGCUAAAAUUUUUUAUGGGAACUAUUGGUGAUACAAGAAAUUCAUAUAAAAAUUUUGAACUGAUUCUGAGCGUGGCAGGUAGGGCACUUUCCUUGUGAGUUGUUUUUUAAACUUUAAAAAUUUUCAAAUUUAAAAAAAAAAUUAAUUUUUAAAACUCUGUUUUCAAUUUCAAAAAUCACUCUUCCAGCAAGCCACAUACAUCAUAUCGUUGUUCUUCUGCAUUCUAUGGUGCUUGUUUGUUUUGCCGAUUACGUUGUUUUGCCUAAUCAAAUUCGAUAUUCUACCGUCGGCUGGUGGGGUUCUAGUUGGCCUACCCGUCUGGCUGUUGUUAAUUGGGAAUCGGCGAAAAACGACCUGGUGCUAUUGGCCUUUCAUGGUAAUUAACGUAUGUUCUUUAGUAUUUUGGAACAAAAAAGAAGAUAUAUUAGAUUGUUCAAAUAAUUCUGUGCUCCUAAGCCAAAAAGUUGCUUUGAGAGAGAGCACAGAAUUAGUUGAAAACCGAUUUUACAAUGGAACUUCUGCCCUGCCCUGCCCUGCUUUGCUUUGCCCAGCUUAGCUCAACCCAGUCUAGCCUAGUUUAGUCUUGCAUAGCCUAGGCCAGCCUAGCCGUAGUUUGCCUGGUUUAGCUCUGCAUAGUCCAGCCUAACCCACUCUAACCAGUCCAACCCAGGCCAAUUCAACCUAGCUCAGCCCAGCCCAGCCCAGCCCAGCCAAGCCCAGCCCAGCCCAGCCCAGCCCAGCCCAGCCCAGCCCAGCCCAGCCCAGCCCAGCCCAGCCCAGCCCAGCCCAGCCCAGCCCAGCCCAGCCCAGCCCAGCCCAGCCCAGCCCAGCCCAGCCCAGCCCAGCUCAGCCCAGCCCAGCCCAGCCCAGCCCAGCCUAGCCCAGCCCAGCCCAGCCCAGCCCAGCCCAGCCCAGCCCAGCCCAGCCCAGCUCAGCCUAGCCACCCCAGUCCAGCCCAGCUCAGCCUAUUUUAGCCCUGCUUAG